AUGGCGUCCCACCCACCGUGGCUUGCUGCAUUGAUGCAGGGAACCGCACAUGAUGACACGGUCAUGACUGAGAAUGAAGAUGGAGACCACGAUGACUCCAUCACCUUGACCCCAUAUCUUUCAAGCGCCUCCGCCCCCGAAGCGGAAUCAGAUCUAACCUACUCCCUUCUCAUCGAUGCCCUCUUCGAAGCUGGUACAGCUUCACUCCAUGCGUAUCGAGCCAACCCUGACCGUGCUCAGCGCUUUCGAAACAUGAUGAAGUACUACACGACGGUUUGCAGAGACAACGAGGCUGCGCUUAAACUUGGAGAAGGCGUCGAUCAAAGUGCUGAGCAGUUGAGGGAGUGGAUCGAUUGGGAGAUUGAGGAAGUCAACCAGGGCAGAAUGACUGGGGGAGACAUGGACCAGGUGGAGGAGGAAUUGUUCAAGAGGAAGUUCGUUGCCCCAGUCAAGCAAAACAUCUCCAAGUCCUAUAAUGAGGACAUGGGACUACGCGACAUCCGCUCUCUAUACGCAUUAGAGCUGAUCAAACUGUCUGAUGAGGCUACAACCGCACUUUCAAAGGCUAAAACCGCGGUCCAAUGCCACUUCGCCGAAGCCACGUACAGAGCUGGCGUCAAGAGACUUUCCAGGAAAUAUCCCGGAAGCCCAGAGAAUGGUCUCACAUUCACAGAAGACGUGAACGCAGAGUUGUCGAAAUUGGAGCCUACAACUGAGCAGACACUGACCGCGGAGUCUUCAUCCUCGGUUCCCACACAUGACCACUAUGACAGCGCCGUCCAUAAUGGACCCCUUGAGGGUCAUAGAAGCGCAGCCGGUAUUGAGGCAAGCGACUACGAUGUCGAGCAUAGCGGCUAUACCACAGAAACGGCCGCGAGCACCGACUCCCUCCCGGGAUCAGCAUCCAGCUCUCCAAGGAAUGUCCACCACCGCAAGCGUGUUCGCGAAGAGGACCAGCUUGAUUCAUCUACACAAGAAGUUCUCAGGUACUACUCGUCAUCGCCUGAAGAUGAUUUCAAUGAGGUACCUGCCAUUCACCGUGGCGCAAGCCGAGAGGAAGUAUUUCUUCAAGCUGUCCAAUACGUCAGAGAUGAAUUCCCCGAUGUACCCAUCAUGGACAGACUCGUUGAACAUGUGCGAGACAGCUUGGUUCGCCGAGUCUCCGAGAAUCCUCAAUCCGAGAGACUCCACCACAGCAGUAACAGCCAGAGCCCCGACACCUCCGAGUCGGACGAUGAGUCGGUGUACCCUGCAUCCGACGAGGAGGAGCAUCCCUUCGACUCCCCAGCCUCUGGAGACUCCUUCUCCGCCUCUCCACUCGCCCGUUUCUCCCGCAACGCGGGCGCCAUGCUGCCGGCGAUCUUUCAGGAGGCAGGCUCGGAUAGGGAGCCAGAGCAUGGAGGCCUGCAGGGCCAACUACUUCCUGGGGGUUCUCCCACCCCAGGCGCACAUGGCCACCGGGGCCUCGGUACCCAGUCAUCUCCAAUGGAGUUGUCAGACUCGGGUGAGGACUCCGAGGAGGAGUCUGAAAUCGAACCACUGCCGGAGCUGGUCCCAGAUGUCGAGGGGGAGACAGAUCCAGAGUCUCCCCAAGAGCCACUGACCGAUGGCGAAUACUGA
This is a messenger RNA of Aaosphaeria arxii CBS 175.79, 1620 nucleotides long. RefSeq lists its product as uncharacterized. The record is from RefSeq and is a predicted model, not a curated record. The transcript has a single exon. Bases 1 to 1620 code for a protein of 539 amino acids. NCBI's taxonomy places the organism in Eukaryota, Fungi, Ascomycota, Dothideomycetes, Pleosporales.